GUUGCCUACGCUGCAUUUUCACGUUGCAACAUCCGGUUUACUAUCUACAUGCUGUUUAAGCUUCCGUAGUUACUGUUUUGGUAGCAUAGACAACGUGCACUGUGCGAUUUCUAGAAGUCUGACAUUGGUAAAUCGUAUGUUGUUAGUGCUUUGGACAGAAUUUCGUUGACAUUUGGCACUAAGCAAUCAGGAGCUGGACAGCAGAGAAUGUAGGUUAAUGUAGAUGUAACAAUAGUUCCUUGGGGUAUGCAACUAUGAGUUCUCCAAACAAAUCAUUGGAAUUGCAGUUACAGAUGAAACAAAAUACAGAGGAAUUGCAGGAUUUUAUGAGAGACCUAGACAACUGGGAGAACGAUAUCAAAAGGAAGGAUGAAGAGCUCAGGGGAGGCAGUGCACUUCCUGCAGAAACUGAAUUGCCACCAGUUCGCAAUAAGGAUUUUAAGAAAACAAAGAAGCACAAAAUUAAAUCACGUAAUAAGGAUUCCCUGAAUGGUGCAAAGAAAGCAUCAAGAAUAAAAUCAUGGGAUUAUAAAGCUUGGGACAGACUUGAUGUGGACAAAGUGCUUGAUGAACUUGACAAAGAAGAUAGCACCCAUGAAUCAGUCUCUGAUGACUCCAUUUCUGAGGAUGAUGGGAUUCGGGUAGAUUCAGAAAAGGCCCUUGCUGAAAAAGAAAAGGGUAAUAUAUACUUUAAAAAAGGGAAGUACGAUGAAGCCGUAGAAUGUUACACCAGGGGAAUGACAGCUGAUCCAUUCAAUCCAGUGUUGCCAACAAACAGAGCAACUGUAUUCUAUAAAAUGAAAAAGUAUGCCGUUGCUGAAUCAGACUGUAAUUUAGCAUUGGCCUUGGACAGGCGACAUAUAAAGGCGUAUUUAAGAAGAGGUGCUUGCCGCAUUUCUCUUGGAAAACUAGAAGAUGCAAAAGAAGAUUAUGAGAAAGUUUUAGAGCUGGAUGCUGAUAACUUUGAUGCCAAAACUGAGCUGAAGAAAGUAAAUGCAGCUUUGGCAACAAAAGCACCUCCACAGGAAAAGGUAUGUGAAGAGCCCAAGAAAAGUCCCGAAGUAGAUGAAGAAGAAAAAGCGCGUCUCAGUGAAGAGCAGCAGAAACAGAGAGCUGUAUCCCAGAAAGAUUUGGGAAAUGCGUAUUUUAAGGAAGGAAAAUAUGAAGCAGCAAUCCAGUGCUAUACAGCUGGUAUUGAAGCAGAUGCCACUAAUCCACUUUUACCUGCUAACAGGGCAAUGGCCUAUCUGAAAGUUCAGAAAUAUGAAGAAGCAGAAGCUGAUUGUUCUCAAGCCAUAGCUCUAGACAGCUCUUACUGCAAAGCAUUUGCUCGAAGAGGAACUGCACGGGUAGCACUAGGAAAACUAAAAGAAGCUAAAGAAGACUUUGAAAUGGUGUUGAUGUUGGAAUCUGGGAACAAACAAGCACUAACUGAACUUGAAAGAAUAAACAAAGAAUUAUAUGCCAAAAGUACACAAGAUAAUAUUUCCUCAGAAUCACAAAAAACAGAAGAGGUUCAGCAGAGGAUUGUAAAGGCCAUUGACAAGCCACUACAUCUUAGAUCUACUAAACCUCUUAGAAGAAUAGUUAUUGAAGAAGUAGGUUACGAGAUGCAAAAUACUGACUUGGCAGAAACAGUUGCACCUCCAGUGACUGACAGAGUUACACCUGUAACCUUGACUUCUCCACUGGCCAAUGUAACAGAAAAUAGUUUAAAAGAAAGUGACACUACACCAGAAUCUGAAGCUCGAAGUGCAAAAAUUCCCAAGACAGAAGAGAUCACUCAUACUUCAUUAAAAAACAAUGAUGGGGUAAUUCCUAACAGAGAACACAUGCAAAGCAUUGCAGACAGGCCUGAAGAUUUUUCAUCAGAGCAGAGAUUAGCAGCGUUAUCACCUGUUCAGUCCAUCAACAUUCCACCUGUGCCUUCAAAUUAUUUCCAACUGGAAGCAGAUUUGAGAAUGCUAAAAUGUUACCCAGACAUGAAGUGCAAGUACCUUAGGCAAAUAGAGCCUUCCGUCUAUCCUGAAAUAUUUCAGAAGUCUUUAGAGCCUGACGUUUUUAAUCAGAUUAUGGACAUUCUUCACCAGUCAUUCACUGGGAAUGAAGACUCAUCAGUCAUCUUUGAAAUUCUUAGAAGCUUAUCAGAAGUAAAACGAUUUGACAUGGCAGUGAUGUUCAUGUCUAGCUCUGAAAAAAACAAGGUUCAAGCAUUAUUUGAUCGUGUUCUAAAUUCAGGAAUAGAAGAAGCUUCUGUGAGAGGUCUUAUGAAGAAAUAUGGCUUAUAAUGAUAUGUUAAUAUAUUUAUUUUAUUCAGGUGCUCAAUAAAGGUUACAGUAUUUUUGACAGAAAGUAUUAUGUUUAACGAGAUGUACCUUAAGAAAUGUCAAAUUACACUGUGAGCGGAUUUCUUAGAAUUACCAUUUUUAACAACUUAUUUUGAAUUGUGGAUGCCUAUUAAAUAUUCCCCAUGGUCUGAA
This is a messenger RNA of Protopterus annectens (West African lungfish), 2480 nucleotides long. RefSeq names its product RNA polymerase II associated protein 3 (gene RPAP3). Gene Ontology annotation, molecular function: protein binding. Bases 255 to 2288 code for a protein of 677 amino acids. The record is from RefSeq and is a predicted model, not a curated record. The transcript is spliced from 17 exons. Lineage: Eukaryota; Metazoa; Chordata; Ceratodontiformes; Protopteridae.